AUGCUGCUGCCCGUCGACGACCACUUCCCCCCCCUCGACCUCUCCUGGCUCGACCCCGAGCCGACCGCCUGCCCCUCCCUGUCCCCGGUCGAGCAGCGGAGGCUACGCCGGAAGAUCUCCAACCGCGAGUCCGCCCGCCGGUGCCGGAUGCGAAAACAGCGCCACCUCGGGGAGCUCCGUGCUGAGUCCUCCCGGCUCCGCGACGAGAACCGGGAGCUGGCGAGCCGGGUUCGCACCCUGGCUCAACAAACCCUGCUCCUCCGCCGGGCGAACGGCCGGCUUCUCGCCGAGUCCUCCGCCCUCCGCUUGAGACUCACCGAACUCCGCCGGCUGGUCCUCCUCCGGCAACUGUUGACUCACGGCGGCUUUGGUUGUUUGGGAUACGAGCAGGAGUUAGCGUCGCUGAUCGCGUGA
Musa acuminata subsp. malaccensis (wild Malaysian banana) is the source of this 414-nucleotide messenger RNA. RefSeq names its product basic leucine zipper 4. Gene Ontology annotation, biological process: positive regulation of DNA-templated transcription. Gene Ontology annotation, cellular component: nucleus. Gene Ontology annotation, molecular function: DNA-binding transcription factor activity; transcription cis-regulatory region binding. The record is from RefSeq and is a predicted model, not a curated record. NCBI's taxonomy places the organism in Eukaryota, Viridiplantae, Streptophyta, Magnoliopsida, Zingiberales, Musaceae.